AUGGAGAAGACGGCGGAGGACCUGUCGUUCGAUGUUCUGUGGCUUAUCUUUGCUAAUCUGGAGUUACCUGACCUUGUGCGUGCUGGAUCAGUCUGUUCCAUAUGGCGUGACAUAUACACGAGCCUAUGCAACAGUGGAUCUUACAAUCCUCAGCACACACCAUGCCUUCUCUACACCUCUGAGUCUGCUAGCGCAAGGGCAGCUUGCCUGUACAGCCUUGCAGAGAAGAAGACCUACACGUUAACUCUGCCGGACCCUCCUCUCCGUAGCAGGUACAUAUUUGGCUCGUCAUAUGGUUGGAUUGCCACUGCUGAUGAGAGGUCUGAGUUACACAUUGUGAACCCCAUCACUGGCGACCAGAUUGCCUUGCCAUCGGUCAUCACCAUUGAGUGGGUGAAGCCAAUCUUUAGUGAUACUGGAGCCAUUUGCGGAUAUGAGCACUCAGGAUACUUUGGAGUGUGGAUAACUUCAGGCAUACCGUCCAUAUUUGACCUCAGUGAACUACGUGACUAUCUCUUUUACAAGGUCUUUCUGUCUUCAGAUCCAUCUGCGGGAGAAUAUUUUGUGGUGCUCAUCCAUAACCCACACUGUCAGCUUUCAUUUGCAAGAGCAGGGGAUGAUAGGUGGACUUUGUUGCCACAUGGCGAUUCCUAUGAAGAUUGCCUAUUUAAUGGCCGGUUGUUGUAUGCCUGCACUCGAUUUGGAGAAAUCCAUGAAUUUGAUCUUGGUACCCCGGCAAUGACACACAAGAUAUUAUUGGAUCGUGUUAAAGAUAUAUAUGACGAGAAGAUUUACAUUGUUCAAGCUUCAUGUGGUGAGCUGCUGCAAAUAUGGAGCCAGUGCCUGGCAUGCCCGGGCACGUGGCCGGGCUUGGCUUCGCACCUCCAUCGGUGGCCGUCCAUCUCCACCUCGCUCGCCGCGUUGUCGGACUCCCUUGCCAUCCUGCACGCCGCGGCGCUGCUCGUGUCGCUCGCCACCGCGCUCCGCUCUCCCGUCUCCGCUUGGUCCGCGGCCUCCUGCGCCGCCGUGCUGGAGGAGCUGGCGUGCACCGCGCCAGUGCCCUCCGCGACCGUGUACGCGGUGGCGGCGCUGCUCAAAUCCGCCACCGGCAGCGGGGACCUCUGCGUGCGAGCCGUGGCUGUGCGGGCCGUCCUCGCGUCUUCCGACGUGUUAGCAACCUAA
Zea mays is the source of this 1182-nucleotide messenger RNA. RefSeq lists its product as uncharacterized. The transcript has 3 exons. NCBI's taxonomy places the organism in Eukaryota, Viridiplantae, Streptophyta, Magnoliopsida, Poales, Poaceae. Gene Ontology annotation, molecular function: protein binding. Bases 1 to 1182 code for a protein of 393 amino acids. The record is from RefSeq and is a predicted model, not a curated record.